GAUUAGCGAAACUGGCGACGUGGGACGGUCGCCGGCCCGGCCCCCGCGCUCUGCCUCGCCUGCCGGGGUGAAGCCGGGACUCGCAGCCUGCCGCGCCGCAGCGGAGCGGAGCCCGGGGAGCCAGCCGCCGCAGCGUGCCCGCCGGCUGGGACGCGGAGGCGGAGGGCGGCCGCGGCGCUUUCCCGCCGCAGCCCCGCCGCCGCGGCGCGGCGCGGUUCGGUGAGGGGGCGGCGGCACCGCGGCGGCGGCGGCGGCCGGGACCCCCCCUUACCGCUACCUCCACCCCCCGCCCCGGGGGGCGGCCGGGCGACGGGGCCAUGGCGCUGCGGGCCCGGGCGCUGUACGACUUCAGGUCGGAGAACCCGGGGGAGAUCUCGCUGCGGGAGCACGAGGUGCUGAGCCUCUGCAGCGAGCAGGACAUCGAGGGCUGGCUGGAGGGCGUCAACAGCCGCGGCGACCGCGGCCUCUUCCCGGCCUCCUACGUGCAGGUGAUCCGCGCCGCCGAGCCGCCGCCGCCCGCCCGCUACGCCAACCUCCCCGCCGGCGGCUUCGAGCCGCUGCCGCCCCCCGCCGCCUUCAAGCCGGCGGCGCAGCAGCCCCCGCCGGCGGCGGCGCCCGAGCCCUUCCCGCUGCCCCCCGCCGCCGCCGGGUACCCCUUCCCGCCGGCGCCCUACGGCGGUUCCUACCAGCCCAGCCAGGGCAGCGAUGACGACUGGGACGACGACUGGGACGACAGCUCCACCGUGGCCGACGAGCCGGGCGCCCUGGGCAGCUCCUACCCCGACUACGAGGCGGCGGGCGGCGCGGCCUCUGGCCGCUAUCGCCUGUCCACCCGGUCCGAGCUCUCCCUGGGCUCCCGCGGCGGCGGCGGCGGCCACCCGGCGGGCCACCCACACCCGCCCGGCGGCGGCGGCAGUGGCGGUGCCAAGAGCUCGGCCACGGUGAGCCGCAACCUCAACCGCUUCUCCACCUUCGUCAAGUCUGGCGGGGAGGCCUUUGUGCUGGGCGAGGCGUCGGGCUUCGUGAAGGACGGGGACAAGCUGUGUGUGGUGCUGGGCCCCCGGGGCCCCGAGUGGCAGGAGAACCCCUACCCCUUCCAGUGCUCCAUCGAGGACCCCACCAAGCAGACCAAGUUCAAGGGCAUGAAGAGCUACAUCGCCUACAAGCUGGUGCCCAGCCACACCGGGCAGCAGGUGCACCGCCGCUACAAGCACUUUGACUGGCUCUACGGUCGCCUGGCCGAGAAGUUCCCCGUCAUCUCCGUGCCCCACUUACCAGAGAAGCAGGCCACUGGCCGCUUCGAGGAGGACUUCAUCUCCAAACGACGCAAAGGCCUGGCCUGGUGGAUGGACCACAUGUGCAGCCACCCCGUGCUGGCUCAGUGCGAUGCCUUCCAGCACUUCCUCACCUGUCCCAGCACGGAUGAGAAGGCCUGGAAACAAGGCAAGCGCAAGGCUGAGAAGGACGAGAUGGUGGGUGCCAACUUUUUCCUGACCAUCAGUGUCCCCGCGGGCCCUGGGGCCAGCCUGGACUUGCAGGAGGUGGAAAGCCAGGUAGAUGGCUUCAAAGCCUUCACGAAGAAGAUGGACGAGAGCGCCCUGCAGCUUAAUCACACCGCCAACGAAUUUGCCCGCAAACAAGUCACUGGUUUCAAGAAGGAAUACCAGAAGGUGGGGCACUCCUUUAAGUGCCUCAGUCAGGCGUUUGAGCUGGACCAGCAGGCCUUUUCGGCUGGCCUCAACCAAGCCAUAGCCUUCACUGCAGAAGCCUACGAUGCCAUCGGGGACCUCUUUGCAGAUCAGCCCCGGCAGGACCUAGAUCCUGUGAUGGAUUUGUUAGCGCUGUAUCAGGGGCAUUUGGCUAACUUUCCAGACAUCAUCCACGUCCAGAAAGGAGCCCUUACCAAAGUAAAGGAGAGUAAGCGGCAUGUGGAAGAGGGGAAGAUGGAGCUCCAAAAAGCUGAGGGCAUUCAAGAACGCUGUAACAUUAUUUCUUUUGCGACCCUAGCAGAAAUUAAUCAUUUCCACAAAAUUCGAGUGAGGGACUUUAAAUCACAGAUGCAGCAUUUCUUGCAGCAGCAAAUACUCUUUUUUCAAAAAGUGACACAAAAACUAGAAGAAGCUCUUCACAAGUAUGACAGUGUUUAAUCUCUGAUCUUUGAUUUGUGGACUUCCCUCAGCAUGAACAUGACCCAGGCGGCAAGGCAAUUGCUGCUGCUGCUGAAGAACUCUUGCCAGUGGUAGACGGUGGUACAAGGAUGGUUUUGUUCACCUGGAACCCCAGUUUAAUCUCCAAUUAUGUAGAAAGGAAACAGUUACAGGGCUAUGUAGUAGAAACAGUACCACGCAUUGUAACUAAGUUAUACUGUGUAUGCCUACACUACCAUUGUAACUUUUUUGGAAUAAUGAGUAUACUAUUUGCCUUAUUGCUUUUUGAAAUAUGGUAUUUUAGUGCAUACUUUGUAGACCUCAAAACCCUUUGGGUCUUUAAGGAAGUUGGCUAGAUAAAAGCCUGCUUCAGAUGCCUUUUUACUUUCCUAGAUUUGGGUUUCCUAAAUUCAAAUGAUUCUCUGUUUACAGACUCCUACUAGAGCAGCUAUGUGAUUCUGUGCCUUUAGACUCUAUUUUUCCUUUUCUAGUAAGUCACAUUUUUAUGAUUGAAUGAAUGAAGGGUUGAUGCCUAUGACAGGAACUGAUUAUGAAACCUCACAUUGAUUGGAAAAAAAUCAGCUGCCAUCCAGUUUGCACAGCAAGUACUGUCUUAUGACAAAUGUUGGCUCAAAAAGGAGAACUUAAAUCUAUUCACACUUUCCCUGAAAGUGGAGACUACUUGUUACAUGUACUGGCAUGUUAAGCACAUAUACAAAAAUAUGCCACUUAAUUCCCUUUCCGAAAUGAGUAAUACAGUGAGGUUUCUUUUUCUGUUUUUUUUUUAGUAUAUAGCAUUACUGUGAGUGGAAAUUUGAAGAGCUAGCCUAAUAAAAACUAUAUGUAUCAAGGGGAUAUUAAUGCAAGCUAUGCGGCUGGAACAUUUUUUGUAAGUUUGAAAUUAUCUGCUUAUUUUUCAGUUGCUGAUUCAGUUUAACUUCAGACUUGCAUCUACAUUGCCAGUUGUCUGAGUUGAAACUCCACUGUGAUUCAUUAGUUUACUAAGUUACAAGUUUUCAGGGAUGUUCAGUAAUAUAUAUGAUCUGAAAUAAGUCAUGGCUGAACUGACUUGGAAAACAGGUGGCAUUUUUAUGUUUGUAACACUCAAGAAUUAACAAUUGUCUUAAUUUUUGUAUAAAUACUUUUGACAAGCAGGGUGCAUUUAUAUAUAUGUAAACACUAUCUUUUAAAGAGUUUUCUGGCUUAUUUCCCUUGAAUUAAGUCUGAAGUCUGUGUUUCUUACCUGUUGGAUUCCUUCCUAUAGGUCAGUUUGAAAGAGGGGGUUUAUUGAUCCUAUCUUUUUUCUCCUAAACUAAAAUAACAAAACCUUCCAAGGAAGCAAAAUGUUUAUUUUUUUGUUUUGAAUUAAAUUAAUCAAAGAUAGCUUAAACAAAUGAAAGCCUGGAGAAGGAAGUUAAGCAACAGUUACAUUUAAGUACAAAUCAUUCCUCACCUGUGCAGCAGAAAUGUGCAGUUCUUUCGCUCGAUCAUGUGUGCUUCUGUAGCUUAACCCCACACCUGUUUUAAAGGAAUAAAUGUGAGAAUGUAGUUUUAGUUUUAAGAUUCAUCCACAAAUGCUUGGAGAUUACUAUUUUGCGCAGGUUGUGUUUGGCAGUGCUUCUCGUACAUACCCAAAGAAGUAAAAUACAGAAUAACAAAGAAGAAAAAAACAGUAUUUGUAAAAGAAAGGACAAUCAGUGGGGAAAGACUAUUUCCAGGCUAUUAAAGAAUGCUGCAAACAACAAGGUUGACCAUAAAAUAAGGACCAUAGUCAUAGGGCUGAGUUGCUCUUUAUCUUCCUCAUGGUGUCUUGUUCUACAUUCAAAACUCACCACUUCCACUAACAGCUCUUCACAGCAGUACUCCAGCUUCCUAUAUGUCAUCUAAUUACGUGAGAUAGUGAUGAGCUAGGUUUGAGCUGAGUUCCAUGGAUUAUGUUUGCUUAAGCCAGAUACUGUUUUAUUAAAUGUCUUUGCAGUAAUUAGAUCAGACUACAAUCAAACUAACUCUACGUGGAGGUAUUAAGACCUGUUCAGAAAUUGAUCUUGGUCCAGCUGAUGUAUUCUAGGAGGUUAGUGUUAACAACAUGUACAUAUCCAGGAGGAAGAUAAGCUGUGAUAUGCAUACAUACAACAUUAUCAGACAGGUACAGUCUUCCCAAAUAAACUGUCAUGGCCUUCACCUUACUUUCUCAUUUGUGAAUUUUUGGGGUGGAGGAAAAGUGAGAGUGCUAAUUAGUUAAACUUGAUGUACCAAAAAAUCUUGACUGGAAUCCUGGAUCUGAAUUGUUGCAGAGUUCACAAAGGUUCAACUCUGCAUUCAUAUUAUUAGCAUCUUCCUUUUUUCCUCAUUUAUUUUUAUAGAGUUGGAGUUAAAGUGAUGUAGGGAGCCUGAACUCCAUUAAUGCUUACUGCACUAUGCGAGAACUACGGUUUUAAUUUUAUUUGGAACAAGUAUGACAUUGACCACUCAUGACUGAUGGACUACUGGAUAGUGUGGUCUGAGAUCCGAAUGUACUCUACAAUAAAGUGAAUGUAUAUUGUGUGGGACUUUGGAAGCAUCAAAGGAAAUCUAACAGAAUCCUUUUAAAUAAAUAAAUAAAUGCGGAGGAGAGCAAAUUAGCUCUAUAGUAUAA
Molecule: messenger RNA, 4782 nt
Organism: Aquila chrysaetos chrysaetos
Lineage: Eukaryota; Metazoa; Chordata; Aves; Accipitriformes; Accipitridae
Gene: SNX18
Product: sorting nexin 18
Exons: 2
Coding region: 318-2147 (609 amino acids)
Biological process (GO): protein transport; endosomal transport; mitotic cell cycle
Cellular component (GO): cytoplasmic vesicle; plasma membrane
Molecular function (GO): protein binding; phosphatidylinositol binding
Source: RefSeq, a predicted model, not a curated record